Messenger RNA from Vicia villosa (hairy vetch), 1752 nucleotides. RefSeq lists its product as uncharacterized. Gene Ontology annotation, biological process: DNA replication, Okazaki fragment processing. Gene Ontology annotation, molecular function: DNA binding; 5'-flap endonuclease activity. The transcript has 15 exons. NCBI's taxonomy places the organism in Eukaryota, Viridiplantae, Streptophyta, Magnoliopsida, Fabales, Fabaceae. The coding region runs from base 136 to 1464 and encodes 442 amino acids. The record is from RefSeq and is a predicted model, not a curated record.
AACUCCUCCUUCAUCCCAAAACUGAAACUCCAAGGUUCAUUCUCUUCCCUUUAACACGCGCGCUUUCUUCUACUCCGUAGCGUGCUUUUGACUUCAAUGCCGUUAUUCUCUCUACUAUAACACCAAAACAUUCAAAUGGCAUAUUGCUGUAUAUACAACCAUUUGUUUCUUCACUCGCAUUUCUUGUGGAGACGAAUUCCAUUUCCUCGCCGCCGCGUUACCGGAACCGCCACCGCCGGUAACUACUCUCUCAAUUUUCAAUCUCCGAAGCUGCUCAGUUCUUCACGCGCACCACUCUCGAAGGGUUAUUGUACUGAGACUUUAGAUUCGCGUGGAGAUAGAGUUGUUUCUGCAACUUCUCAGAGCAAUGCAACAUUGGCUCCAGAAAUUAGUUACGGAGCUGCUCCUGCUGUGCAGCUUGGUUCUGUUAGCAAUGCGGAAGCUGCAGCGAACAGUGAUUCUUUCAAUGGCAGAGUCAUGCUCAUUGAUGGCACAUCGGUAAUUCAUAGGGCAUACUACAAGCUUUUAGCGAAAUUGCACCAUGGUCAUCUAACACAUGCUGAUGGAAACGGAGAUUGGGUUUUGACGAUAUUUUCAGCACUGUCAUUUAUAAUUGAUGUUCUGGAAUUUAUCCCUUCUCAUGUGGUGGUAGUGUUUGACCAUGAUGGAAUUCCUUUUCGUCAUACUUGUAAUUCAUCAAAAGAAAGUUUUACUGCUAAAGGCCAGAACUUUAGGCACAAUCUAUAUCCUUCGUACAAGAGCAAUCGUCCUCCUACUCCUGAUACCAUUGUUCAGGGACUUCAAUACCUCAAAGCAUCCAUCAAGGCAAUGUCCAUAAAAGUCAUUGAGGUUCCAGGUGUAGAAGCAGAUGAUGUGAUUGGAACAUUAGCCUUAAGGAGUGUUGAUGCUGGGUACAAGGUACGAGUUGUCUCCCCAGACAAAGAUUUUUUUCAGAUUCUAUCUCCGUCGUUACGUCUCCUAAGACUUGCUCCACGUGGUGAUGAGGUGGUUUCAUUUGGAGUCGAGGACUUUGAAAAGCGAUAUGGAGGUCUGAAACCAUCCCAAUUUGUGGAUAUGAUUGCACUUUCUGGUGACAGAUCUGAUAAUAUUCCAGGAGUUAAUGGGAUUGGAGACACUUAUGCUGUGCAAUUGAUCAGUAAAUUUGGCACAUUGGAGAGGUUGUUGGAAUCUGUCGAUCAAAUCAAAGAGGAUCGCAUUAGAAAGACCUUAAUUGAAAAUGCCGAGCAAGCUCGAUUAAGCAAGGAAUUGGCAUUGUUGCGUUCUGAUCUCCCAUCCUACAUGGUACCAUUUGCUGUAAAAGAUCUCUUGUUUCAUAAACCCGAGGAUAAUGGCAGCAAAUUCAACAGCCUUUUAACAGCUAUCAGUGCUUAUGCAGAAGGGUUUUCAGCCGAUCCUAUAUUAAGGAAAACAUUUCGUCUGUGGGAAAAGUUAGAUUCGAGGUGAAGUUCAUCUCGGGUUUUCUUUGUAUAGAGUAUACAAUACAGCAUGAGUGGUUUAAAUGUAUAUAGCAUACAGAGCAUGCAUUUUUUCCAAGUGAUUGUUCUGUUAUGAUUUUUUUUUUUUUGGUUGUCAGCCAAAUCUAAUUCACGGUUCUUUAUAGUUUGUUACUCUCAUGAAGUUGUUACCUUUUUUUUAUUAAAGGUGAAAGCAUAAAUAGGCGGUAUUUUGUAUAUUAUAAUUCAAACUGCUAAAUUGAGGCCAGUGCAUUGAUGUUUUUACUCCUUAUUUUCU